Cariama cristata (Red-legged seriema) is the source of this 1155-nucleotide messenger RNA. It is a transcript of the gene AADAC, whose product is annotated as arylacetamide deacetylase. Gene Ontology annotation, molecular function: carboxylic ester hydrolase activity. NCBI's taxonomy places the organism in Eukaryota, Metazoa, Chordata, Aves, Cariamiformes, Cariamidae. Gene Ontology annotation, cellular component: membrane. The record is from RefSeq and is a predicted model, not a curated record. The transcript has 5 exons. Bases 1 to 1155 code for a protein of 384 amino acids.
AUGCCGCACCAGAGCCGUACUUUGGUCGGUUCCUUCAACAGGGACCUGCCUUGUGGGCAGCGGGCCGGUGGAAAUCGGAACGCUGAAGUUGCUGAUAAGCUGGGUCUGAUGCACUAUAUGGAAGCUCUGAUGGUGAUCACAACUGCUGAGUACAUUGCACCCAUGUCCGAUGAAAACGUCACUGUGAUGGAUACCGAGUUCAGCAACGUUGCCGUCCGUCUGUACCUGCCCAGAAAGGCGUCCGAGGGGCUGAGAAGGGCGGUGGUCUACUUCCAUGGUGGAGGGUGGUGCUUAGGACAGGCUGGCAUGAAAUCCUAUGAUCAUCUGACAAGGUGGACUUCAAACAAGUUAAAUGCUGUCGUGGUAUCAGUCAAUUACAGGUUGGCACCGAAAUACCGUUUUCCCGUUCAGUUUGAAGACGUGUAUUCAGUAACGAAGUUCUUCCUCCAGAGCAGCGUCCUCUCCCAGUAUGGGGUGGACCCAGGUCGGGUCUGUGUUGCAGGAGACAGUGCCGGCGGCAACCUAGCUGCAGCUGUGGCACAACAGCUGUUACAGGACUCUGAAGUUGAAACUAAACUCAAAGCCCAAGCUUUGAUUUACCCUGCUCUUCAAACCCUUGACCUGAAUUUGCCAUCUUACCAAGAAAAUGAAAACAAGCCCAUUUUACCCAGGUCACUUAUGGUCAAGUUCUGGAGUGAAUAUUUCACUUCUGAUCCGUCUCUCAGGGAAGCGAUGGCCUCCAACAGGCAUGUCCCGGCUGAAUCGAGCCACUUGUUUCAGUUUGUAAACUGGAGCCGUUUGCUGCCUGAAGAGCUGAAGAAAGACCAUGUUUACACCAGUCCCGCCUACGGAAGCUCUGAGCUUGCACAGAAAUACCCGGGGUUUCUGGAUCCGAGGGCGGCCCCGCUGCUGGUGAGCGAUGCCCAGCUACGUGGGCUGCCCCGUACCUACAUCCUCACCUGCGAGCACGAUGUCUUACGGGAUGAUGGAGUCAUGUACGCCAGGCGCCUGCGGGCAGCGGGCGUUCCUGUCACGCAUGAUCAUGCCAAGGACGCCUUUCAUGGGAUGAUGAUGUUUGUCUUGGGUCCAACCGACUUAGCUGUAGGGCACCGGCUGUUGAACAGAUACAUUGAGUGGUUAAAUGAGAACCUAUGA